AUGUCUGAUAAGGAAGAUGACGGGGUCGGGGACGAGUCUAAGACUAUGAGGGAAGAUCCCCUUCCCCCCGCUAUAAUCCUGAUAAAUGGUAAUGAUGAGGAGCAUGAGUACCCUUCUCCUCUAAGGCUUCCUUCCCCUACAUUUGGGAAGGCAGUCAAGACCCUACCGUGCCUGCUAGUCUUCGGGGCCAGGUCUCCAUCGGAAAUGUGGUUGAGUAUAACAACCUGUUCGAGGAUGGGGGAGGCCAAGGCAACUAUGAUCAGGGAGGUGACACUGGAGAGGCUGAUCAAGGAGGCAGAGACCGAGUAUGGUUAUCCAAUCAGUUCAAUAUAAAGGAUCUGGGAGUGGCUAGUCACAUCCUUAGGAUCAAGCUUAUGCAAAAUCGCAAAGAUAGGAUGAUAGGCUUGUCUCAAACUACCUAUAUCGAUACCAUUCUAACCCGUUUUAACAUGCAAAAUUCCAAAAAAGGAUUUCUUCCUUUAAGACAUAGAGUUUCUCUAUCAAAGGAGCAGUGUCCUAAGGCACCUGAAGAGAUAGAG
Ilex paraguariensis (yerba mate) is the source of this 539-nucleotide messenger RNA. NCBI's taxonomy places the organism in Eukaryota, Viridiplantae, Streptophyta, Magnoliopsida, Aquifoliales, Aquifoliaceae. The record is from the annotation of a GenBank genome assembly.